ACCAGUGGAGACAGGAUGGGCCGACACUACACCGAGAAAGACUUUGAGUAUCACAGACACACAUUUCAUCAUACGCACCACCCCUUGUCCACCCACCUGCCCCUGCCCCAGCGUCUACGCAAGAGGGUGCACAGCAUGGACAGAAGGCGCAAAAAGAAACGGAAGAAAAAAAAGACCUCUCUGCCCCCCUCCGAUGUUACACCCACCAUCCAAGAGGUAGAUGAGGAAGAGGCGGAGUCUGAUACGGACGGACUGGGGGUGGCUGCCACACCCACAGAGUUACCUGAUAUCCAACCACAGUUUAGUUUGGGGAGCCAAGAGGACUUGGAGGAACCCGUUCUGCUCGCUACCUUCCACACGGAAAAUGAAGAGCAUCCAUUGUCGAGGAAAGCUGCACUCACUCUGAUAAAGGGAGCAUCUCAUAAUGGGGGAAUUUCUGCUCUUGGCCAGAAUGAGGAGGUGGCUGGGGAGGAAAUGGAUUUCAACAGCGUUCCCCCAGGAUCAGAUCCCUCAAGCUCAUCUGCAGCCCGCGGCUGGUUCCGGAGGAAGCCUGUGCACCAUCGCCUGGCGGGCGCCCAGCGCAGCAACUAUGACCUGCGGGAGCGGAUCUGCAUCGGCAGUAUGACUGCUCUGGAGACUGCUGUCUACCAGCAGGUGCCCACUGAUGAGGCGGAGGCCCAGAUGUUGGCCAGUGCCGAUCUGGAUGACAUGAAAAGUCACAGAUUUGAGGACAACCCCGGGGUGAGACGCCACUUGGUGAAGAAGUCGUCCCGAUGUCAAAUGGCCCGGUCCAGCAACAGCUCCACACCACUAUCCAGCCUGAAGAAGAAGAAGAGAGCAGCAGAAAAAAAAAUUCAUGAGUUGUUUGUGGAGCUGAACGAGCUGAUCGUGGAGAAGGAUCAUGAGAUGCGUUGGAAGGAACGCGCUCGCUGGAUCAAGUUUGAAGAGGAUGUGGAGGAGGAGACGGAUCGCUGGGGCAAACCUCACGUGGCCUCACUCUCCUUCCGCAGCUUGCUGGAGCUUCGUCGCACCAUCACACACGGUGCUAUCCUUCUGGACCUGGAGCAGAAUUCUCUGCCUGGCAUCGCUCAUCUGGUGGUGGAGACGAUGAUCAUCUCUGAUCAGAUCAGAGCCGAGGACAGAUCCAGUGUUCUGCGGGCUCUGCUUCUCAAACACAGUCAUCCAAGUGAUUUAAAACAUCGUUUCCACCGCCACCACUCAUCCAGCAGUCUUCACAGCAGCUUCAAUCACAACCACGUCCAUGACACCAGUCUGCCGCUGGUGGCUGAAGAGCAUGAUGAACACCAGGAUAACAAAGGGCCGGUGUACGACCCCAAACAAGACGUGUUUGUCAGCCUGUUUAAAUCUCUCCACCCUCUGCCUCCUGAGAGCCAUCCAGCUGCGGCGAGGUCCAUGAAACUGCUCGCCAAGAUUCCCAAAGAUGCUGAAGCUGUCAUCGUUUUAGUUGGCUGUGUGGAGUUUCUGGAGCAGCCAGCCAUGGCCUUUGUCAGGCUGAACGAUGCCGUGCUUCUGGAGUCGGUGCUGGAGGUCCCGGUCCCUGUUCGCUUUCUUUUCGUCCUACUCGGUCCCAGUCAGUCCAACAUUGACUAUCAUGAGAUUGGACGUUCCUUCGCCACUCUCAUGUCCGACAAGAACUUCCACGAGGUGGCCUACUUUGCUGACGACAGACAGGACCUCCUGAACGGUAUCAAUGAGUUCUUAGACUGCAGCAUCGUCAUUCCACCCUCAGAUGUGGCGGGCAAAGACCUCCUGAAGACGGUGGCUGACUUCCAGAAGCAGAUGCUGCGCAAGAGGAAGGAAAGAGAGCUCAAAAAGCACCACUCCUCCUUUGGAUUGGUGCAGGACAACAAAGAGGUGAGUCCAGAGGAGGAGGAGGAGGGAGACCAGGAGGUGGACCCGUUAAAGCGCUCAGGGAUCCCAUUCGGAGGCCUGAUCCACGAUAUCCGCCGCCGCUAUCCACACUAUGUCAGUGACUUAAAAGAUGCCGUGGACAUGCAGUGCGUCGCUGCCGUCAUCUUCAUCUACUUUGCAGCACUGUCGCCCACUAUAACCUUCGGAGGCCUGCUGGGAGAGAAAACAGAGGGCAUGAUGGGAGUGACUGAGCUUAUCGUUUCAACUGCAACUCUUGGAGUUAUAUUCUCGCUGCUUGCUGGUCAGCCGCUUCUCAUCAUUGGCUUCUCAGGACCCUUACUGGUGUUUGAAGAAGCCUUCUACAAGUUCUGUCAGGCUCACGACUUUGAGUACCUGACUGGUCGGGUAUGGAUCGGGUUUUGGCUCAUCUUCAUUGUCCUGGUGAUUGUUGCAGCAGAGGGCAGCUUCCUCGUCCGCUACAUCUCACCCUUUACCCAGGAGAUUUUUGCUUUCCUCAUCUCCCUCAUCUUCAUCUACGAGACUUUCUCAAAGCUCAUCAAGGUGUUUAAGGAACAUCCACUGAUGGCAAUGUACCCCAGUGACUUCAGCCCAGCUACUGGGCUUCAAGAUGAGAUUGACCCCAUCUACAACCAGCCCAACACUGCUCUUCUCUCUCUGGUUCUUAUGAUGGGCACUUUCUUUGUUGCUUUCUUCCUCAGGAAGUUCAGAAACAGUCGAUUCUUAGGUGGCAAGGCCAGAAGAAUUAUUGGUGAUUUUGGCAUCCCCAUCUCAAUUCUGGUUUCAGUGUUUGUGGAUUACUCUGUUACUGACACUUACACACAGAAACUUGAUGUGCCGUCGGGCUUUUCUGUCACAUCCCCAGACAAGAGAGGUUGGUUCAUCAGUCCCUUUGGGGAUAAGCAGCCCUUUCCAACCUGGAUGAUGGGAGCAAGUAUCGUACCUGCGCUUCUUGUCUUCAUCCUCAUCUUCAUGGAAACUCAGAUCACUUCAUUGAUAGUCAGUAAGAAGGAGCGUCGCCUGGUUAAAGGAUCAGGUUUCCACCUGGAUCUACUGCUCAUCGUCAUCCUGGGUGCCAUCUGUCCCCUUUUCGGCCUGCCGUGGCUCACCGCGGCCACGGUGCGCUCUGUCACCCAUGUCAACGCACUCACAGUCAUGAGCAAGGCCACGGCACCUGGUGAAAAGCCCAUGAUCCAGGAGGUGAAAGAGCAGAGGCUGACCGGGCUUCUUGUGGCUGUGCUCGUCGGUAUGUCUAUGGUGAUGACAGAUGUGCUCCGCCUCAUCCCUCUGGCCGUGCUCUUUGGUAUCUUCCUGUACAUGGGGGUCACGUCUCUGACGGGCAUCCAGCUGUAUGAACGCAUCACACUCAUGGUCACGCCUGCCAAGCAUCACCCUGACCACAUCUACGUCACCAAGGUGAAGACAUGGCGAAUGAACAUGUUCACCAUCAUUCAGCUGGCGUGCAUUGUGGCUCUGUGGGUAGUGAAGUCUACUGUGGCCUCCCUGGCGUUCCCCUUCGUCCUCAUCAUGACGGUGCCGCUGCGCCGCCUCAUCCUCUCGAGGAUCUUUGAGGAGCGUGAGCUCCAGGCGCUGGACUGUGACGAAGAUUCUCCCAACUUUGAUGAAGACGGACGAGAUGAGUACAACGAGAUCCACAUGCUUGUGUAGAUUUAAAGUGGACCCAGCCAACAGGACUUCUUCCAUUCUCCAGCUCCGAACAGUCAGAGUGAGCCUCUUUGG
Seriola dumerili (greater amberjack) is the source of this 3630-nucleotide messenger RNA. RefSeq names its product solute carrier family 4 member 3 (gene slc4a3). The coding region runs from base 16 to 3558 and encodes 1180 amino acids. Gene Ontology annotation, biological process: transmembrane transport; monoatomic anion transport; bicarbonate transport. Lineage: Eukaryota; Metazoa; Chordata; Actinopteri; Carangiformes; Carangidae. Gene Ontology annotation, molecular function: monoatomic anion transmembrane transporter activity; solute:inorganic anion antiporter activity. Gene Ontology annotation, cellular component: plasma membrane. The record is from RefSeq and is a predicted model, not a curated record. The transcript is spliced from 21 exons.